Messenger RNA from Actinia tenebrosa (Australian red waratah sea anemone), 1012 nucleotides. Its product is annotated as lachesin-like. Gene Ontology annotation, biological process: cell-cell adhesion. Lineage: Eukaryota; Metazoa; Cnidaria; Anthozoa; Actiniaria; Actiniidae. Gene Ontology annotation, molecular function: cell adhesion molecule binding. The record is from RefSeq and is a predicted model, not a curated record. Gene Ontology annotation, cellular component: cell-cell junction; plasma membrane.
GUGUGCUGUACGUACGAACAGGACAAACUGCCAGGUUUGUGUGGGACUACAUCGUUGAUAACAAGAACGCAGAUUUUGGUAUAUAUUCACCAACAUGGGAAUUUUACGAUACUCAGAACAAAAGUUCACUGAUUAGUUUCGAACAUAAGUUUGGGGAUGGCGAUGGACAGUCAGUGCCAAGUGUCCUGCCAGGUUACGAAGGCGAGUCAGUAAGGAGUCCGGAUCCACUGCUACUCUGGUCAUCUAUAAUGUCACCACUGCCGAUAAUGGUGUAUAUGUAUGUACUUUGGUGUUGUCAAUAGGAAUACCUAUAGUUAGUAAAGUACAACUUAUUGUCACAGUUCUUCCUCAAUUCAAUAUACAACCACCAUUAACGAAAAACAUAGGAGAAGGACAAGAAUUGAGUGUGCCUUGUACUGCUAUUGGUCCACCAACACCCAACAUCACUUGGGUACAGAUAGAAGGUCACGUGGUCAUGAGUACAGGAACAGGAAAUGCUACACUGAGGAUACCAAACAUUAGAAGAGAUCAGAAUGGGACGUAUGAGUGUCAGGCCAGGAACAACCCUAAUGAGAGACCGGUCACUUUACAGACUAUGGUAGCAGUGUGCUAUCCUCCUCACAUCACUGUUACUCCACYAAAUAUCACAGUUGUAAAAGGUGAUGAGAUCGUACUCAGCUGUACAGCAGAUGGUUAUCCACCAYCAUCCAUAUCAUGGACAAAGGCUGAUGGUGUCAUCAAAGCUGGUCACACRGUAGCUGGGGGAACACUUAGAAUACCUGAUGCUAUCAAAACAGACGCUGCCAAGUACAUAUGUACAGCAAAGAACACCUAUGACAGCAGGGAACACACUGAUAYUGCAACUGCCACUGUGAUAGUAAAAUGUAACGCUAAAUCCAAGUAUGAGGUAACAAGCGUAAGACACUUAAAAUGUAAGCACGACAAUUUUGAAGAAUUACAUAAACUUGAUAUAAUUUAUUUAAGGUAUCUGCGUACCCCAAAAUUGCUAUGA